Racocetra persica is the source of this 642-nucleotide messenger RNA. Lineage: Eukaryota; Fungi; Glomeromycota; Glomeromycetes; Diversisporales; Gigasporaceae. The record is from the annotation of a GenBank genome assembly.
AUGUCUGACAAAGAAUCCAGUGAAAAAAUGGUUAUAGAAGUUCCUGGAAAUAACAAUGUAAGAAAAGAAAUUAUUUCUUAUCAUAGAAGCGGCAAAAUCGAUUAUAAUUAUCAAAUCGAGUCAAAUUUUUUUACAUCUGAAAAAAAAAAACAUAAUAAAAUAAUUGGUAUUUGGGAAGAAGAAUAUGGUAAUGAAGAUAAUAAGUCAAAAUUUAAAAUUAUGAAAGUAAUAUCGAAAAAAAGUCAUUUAAAGAAACAAAGUGUUGCUGGUCUUAGUUGUAAAAAAGGAAGUAGAAAGGUUCUUAAUGCUUUUUUAUUAUGUUAUGUUGAAGAUGGUGAAAAUGUUAAUUAUGGUUCAUUAAAAGGAAGGGUUAUUCCUAAAGGUAUUGAUAAUGAAGUGAUUGAAAAAAUUAAAAGACAUCCUGAAGAAUUAGCAGCAGCAAUUUUUUCAAAAUCUCAUAACAUUCAGUCUUUUUUAAACCGUGAUUACAAUUACGAAAAAACUAUUAAUGAUUUUACAUCUAAAUCUAGUCAAUACGAGCAAAUACUCGAAAUUUGGUAUGAAGAAUAUGGUCAAGAAAUCAAAAAAUCUUUAAAUGAAAAAAAUAAUUAUACUUUUAUUAAAAAUAUUAAUGAUAAAAAA